This is a messenger RNA of Jatropha curcas, 1477 nucleotides long. RefSeq names its product choline-phosphate cytidylyltransferase 2. Lineage: Eukaryota; Viridiplantae; Streptophyta; Magnoliopsida; Malpighiales; Euphorbiaceae. The record is from RefSeq and is a predicted model, not a curated record. Gene Ontology annotation, biological process: CDP-choline pathway. Gene Ontology annotation, molecular function: choline-phosphate cytidylyltransferase activity; phosphatidylcholine binding.
UAUUGCAUAGAUUGUGUUUGUGAAGAUAUUAAAAAUAGGGUGCGAUUACAAUAAAUUGCAAAAUUUGAGGGUAAUUUUUAUGCAUUGGGUCAUUAAAAAAAUAGGGGUAAAAGGCCGAAACUCGAGACAAAUAAAUAAUGGUGGUAUGAUAAUUGACAUGCAAAGAAGAACAGAGAAAUUGUGAAUUCCAAGUCGGAUGAGCGAGGAAUAGAGAAUGAAUGGAAAUGUGAUCUCCUGUGAAGGUCAUUUGAACUCGACCAAUGAUUCUUCUAAUUCAGAUCCCAUGAGUCCUUCUGAUCGGCCUGUUCGUGUCUAUGCUGACGGGAUCUACGAUCUCUUCCACUUCGGCCACGCUCGCUCCCUCGAACAAGCCAAAAAAUCGUUCCCAAACACUUAUUUGCUGGUUGGAUGUUGCAACGAUGAAAUCACCCACAAGUACAAGGGAAAAACUGUUAUGACAGAAUCUGAGCGAUAUGAAUCUCUUCAUCAUUGCAAGUGGGUUGAUGAAGUCAUUACUGAUGCUCCUUGGGUGAUCACACAAGAAUUUCUUGACAAGCACAAUAUUGAUUAUGUAGCUCAUGAUUCACUCCCCUAUGCUGAUGCUAGUGGAGCUGGAAAAGAUGUUUAUGAAUUUGUGAAAAAAGUUGGAAGAUUUAAGGAAACAAAAAGAACUGAUGGAAUUUCUACAUCAGACAUUAUCAUGAGAAUCGUUAAAGACUAUAACCAGUAUGUGAUGCGCAACUUGGAUCGAGGAUACACGAGAAAAGAGCUUGGCGUUAGCUUUGUGAAGGAAAAGCGCCUGAGAGUGAAUAUGCGGUUAAAAAAAAUACAAGAGAAAGUAAAGGAACAACAAGAAAAAGUUGGAGAAAAGAUUCAUACUGUUGCUAUGCAUCGAAAUGAAUGGGUGGAGAACGCUGAUCGUUGGGUUGCUGGAUUUCUGGAAAUGUUUGAAGAAGGCUGCCAUAAAAUGGGCACAGCCAUUAGGGAUCGAAUUCAAGAGCAAUUAAGAGGGCAGCAGUUGAGGCAGCUGCGACAAAAUGGCAAGGGUGAUGAUGAUGAUGAAGAGGAAGAAUAUUAUUAUGAUGAUGAUGAUUAUGAUGAUGAUGAAGAAUAUUAUGAUGACGAAGAAUCAUAUUAUAAGAAUGAUGAAAAAGAUGCAAAAGGAAAGAAAUAGAAAUUUGCAUGCUUUACUUAUAAUAGGUCCGACUAGAACAUGCAUUACUUGUAUUUCUUUUGUGAAGCUCUACAAUAGGAUGAAAAAAUUGCUGUGCUCACCGAAGAGAGCUUGGAUUUGGGGCAAAACUUACUGUAAUAUUUUACUUUACUCUUUAAGGGAAGUUGGGUUUUUAGUGUUUUAACACAGUAUAAAGGCAUGAAAUUGUAAUGUUAGUGAUUAUAUUUUGUAACAAGAGGAUGAUGCACAAUUUCAGUUCAUGCUUUGAUAUUUAAUUUUAAGGCUAACCUUUUAUAUGUUAAA